Messenger RNA from Exophiala oligosperma, 1957 nucleotides. RefSeq lists its product as uncharacterized. NCBI's taxonomy places the organism in Eukaryota, Fungi, Ascomycota, Eurotiomycetes, Chaetothyriales, Herpotrichiellaceae. The coding region runs from base 20 to 913 and encodes 297 amino acids. The transcript is spliced from 2 exons. The record is from RefSeq and is a predicted model, not a curated record. Gene Ontology annotation, biological process: ribosomal small subunit assembly; rRNA processing. Gene Ontology annotation, cellular component: UTP-C complex; CURI complex.
CUGGACGAGCCCUUUAAACAUGAGACCACCUCGAGAAGUCGGCGGCUGUGUGGCUCUGCCGCUGAGGCUGCCAUCGAUAGAUGGUUUACCGGAGAAAAUACUGCACUACUUGUACCUGAAACCUCACGACCCGAAAAUCUCAGACGACGAUGCGCGAAGAUCUCUGUUCCUAGUGAACAUUCCCAUAUCGGCGACGACACAAGCCCUGAGACAUCUCUUCACGAACCAACUCGAAGGCGGACGCGUUGAAGCGGUCCACUUCUCCGAAACAAAUGUCACCGGGAAACCCACGUCCGGCGCAAUGUCGAGUCGGAAGAGGAAGAGAAUGACCGCGGAAGAACUCGAGGCGGGCUUGGACGCAUAUUCCCUACCAAAAGCCUUCGACUCGGAAAUCCACCAGACAGGGUCGACGGCGAUUGUGGUGUUUGUGGACCGGGCGAGCAUGGAACUUGCAUUCAAGGGAGCGAAACGAGCCGCAAAGUCAGGCACAGCUUUGGAAUGGAGCAGUGGCACGACCCGGGGUGUUCCUCGUUUGGGCAUGACGAGGUACUCCCACCACAAGCAUCUGCAGUAUCCGUCGAAGAAAGAAUUACUUCGAUCGGUCAACGGGUUCAUGACUGCGUACGCCCAGAUGGAAGAGGCACGAAGUCGGGAGAACGCUCGGAAGCGACAAGAGCCUGACGAAGACGGAUUCAUCACCGUUACAAGGGCGUCCCGAGGCGCAGUCCGAAGUGACGAGGCCAAGGAGCUCGCAGAGCGACAAAAGGAGAAGAACAAGGGUCUCGAAGACUUUUACAGAUUCCAGAUGCGAGAGAAGAGGAAAGAAGAGCAUGCGGAGAUGUUGAAGAAGUUUGAAGAGGACAAGAGGAAGGUAGAGGAAAUGAGACGACGAAGAGGAAAGCCUCAGGGUUGAACUCGUGACAUCCGACCGACAUUACUACCGCUACUAAUGUUCAUCGGUGUAUCUUUGACGCAAAGAGUUGAUGCAAAAGACGGGCGACCCAUUCAGGAUCCUCGAUGUCCAUGGCUCGCCGAUAUCACGCCACCGUGAAGAUCCUGAAGAACUUGGUGGUUUUUGAUGAAAAUAGCCACCAUGUUUCGUGGCAGAUUAUCCACCUCCGAAACCAUCAACACCACAGCGAAUGGCUCGAACAUGGUAGUUGCCCUGUACUUUCAUGGAUGUUGCCGGAAUUGAGAAUGGUGUGACUGUCACGGCUCCAUCUGAGGAAGAUGAACAUCCAGGGGUCGCCGACCACUCCAGGUGGUCCUAUAGUGUGGUCAGCUAGAACCUGAGCAUUGCAGACAUCUAUUCUUGCUACACUCGGCGACUGAGGUCCGCCUGGGUGCUUGCACUCCACUCGGUGGCGACCAGAUCAGCGCGCACCGUCCAGCAUUAUGAUGACUGGCAUUGACACGAGUGAAUUAGUGGAGGUUCAAAACGGCGAUAUGUGAGGACGAGAGAGCUGGCAAUGUCGUUGAAAAUAGUCUAUGGCCUUGACAUGGCUGUCAUGACAAUGUCUAGGCACAAGGGAGGUCGUGAUUAGAGUCGUGCUACUUCAAUCGGUCGGAUCAAUCGUACGCAUCGGCAAGGACAUGAUAUGAGAUCCAGGGAAAGUUGGGUUUCGGUAACUGAGACACAAUAUCGAGUUGUGGUCAUUUGAUGUGGAUUUAAGUCAUGCUCAAGGCUGUUUUUCUUGUAAUGGAAUGGCAUGGGAAAAUAUAGAGAGUCUUCCUUUUUUGGCGGCCUUGAAUGCACUCUGUGAUGAUCAAAGGAUCUCUUGUGGUACCCUGAUUAGAAUUCUUUCUGGAUGGUGUUUUGCUGCAUCAGCUCGAGUGGUGAAUUGGACUCUUGUAAAAUGGGAUGUACCUGCCUAAUGCGGAAUGGCGGACUUGACUGCGCUUGAAAUUGUAGAAAUUCAUAGUAGACAGACUGCGCUGAAGAUAGGUUGAAAUGGGG